Messenger RNA from Lucilia sericata (common green bottle fly), 4250 nucleotides. It is a transcript of the gene Ncc69, whose product is annotated as bumetanide-sensitive sodium-(potassium)-chloride cotransporter. Bases 639 to 4193 code for a protein of 1184 amino acids. Gene Ontology annotation, molecular function: sodium:potassium:chloride symporter activity. The transcript has 20 exons. Gene Ontology annotation, biological process: cell volume homeostasis; chloride ion homeostasis; sodium ion transmembrane transport. Gene Ontology annotation, cellular component: membrane. Lineage: Eukaryota; Metazoa; Arthropoda; Insecta; Diptera; Calliphoridae. The record is from RefSeq and is a predicted model, not a curated record.
AGUCUAGUGUGGACUCUUAUUGAGUACGGUUCGGUUGCGGUAAAAUACAAUUCUAAACGGAAUAGCAACGUGUUAAACAAAUAAACGAGUUAUAAAUUACUUCUAUAAACAAAUCGAAUUUGUGUAUUAUUUACCAAUAUUUUUAACCAAGAAAGAACCUUCUUCACACUGGAUGAAUCGAAUUUAAACAAACAAAAAAAUCUAAAAGAAAAACUAAAAACACAAAAAAGAAAAGAAUCUUUCAGAAGCCAUUUACAAUAAUAAGUAUCAAUUAAACAAUAACAACAACAAACUAGAUAUUCCUACGCAUCUUAACAACAAACAUAGUGUUAUUGGUCUCCUUGUGUCUCUGUGUGAUGACCUGACAUUGUUGACAAAACACUGUCAUUGUCAUCUUAAUCUUAACCCAACAACCACCCAAGCAAAACCAUUCAGACUUUGUCAAUAACACAAGACGCUAAAAGAUUUUCAACUUUUUACUUCUAUUAUUUUGGUUUGAAUGUCUCAAGGGAGUCAGAAAACUUCAGCAGCUAAAGCAACCUUUGUACUAAAUUGAACAGAAUUCUACAAAAAAAAAAACACCACCAUCCAAACAAAAUUUUCGAAUUGGAGCAAGAACAAGAACAAGAAAGAACAUUAUGUCAGAUUAUUCGUCGUUUGAGAUGGGGUCGGUCGAUAGACCACCAAAUCGUUUUCAAGUAAAUCCAGUCAACCACAAAAACAACAAUGACAAAGCAGCCUCUACAAAUGCUGCUGCUGGUGGUGGCGGAGGUGCAUCAACAGCAGAUGAUGUGCCUCAUGAAAUCUAUCGUCGUUUAACGGGAAUUGAUGGUGAACCCAUUGAAGAUGAUCAAUUUAACGAGGAUGCUUCACAAAUGCUAAAAGCACAACAACAGCAUCGAACACAAAGGCAAUCUAUCAAAAGCAGUUUUCGUGACAAGGAUAAACCUUCGCGUUUUAAAGACCUGCAGACAACACGUUUUCAAGUUGAACCACAAAAUGAAGAAGACUCCGAUGACUCCAAUGAAGAUCGUGAACUGUUGGAGAAUGAAUAUGAUACGAAAUAUGGUAAAAGUUUUCGACAUUUUACCAGAGAAGCAUUACCACGCUUGGAUAAUUAUCGUAAUAUCAUGUCUAUACAAGCUGCCUACCGUCCCACUUUGGAUGAACUUCAUAAUGCCACUUUAACUGGAAAGAAUACUCACAGCUUGAAUCGCAAUCAGGAUCCGGAGGCGGGUGGUGCAGCCAUGAAUGGGAUGUUAAAGUUUGGUUGGAUCAAAGGUGUUUUAGUGAGAUGCCUGCUAAACAUUUGGGGUGUCAUGUUGUUUUUACGUCUCAGUUGGGUUGUCGGUCAGGCUGGCAUCAUGGAGGGUUUCAUUUUAAUUUUAACCACAACAAUUGUCACCAGUAUUACAGCACUGUCAAUGUCGGCGAUUAGUACUAACGGUGUCAUCAAGGGCGGUGGCACAUACUACAUGAUAUCACGUUCGUUGGGUCCGGAGUUUGGUGGUUCGAUUGGUUUAAUAUUCUCACUUGCAAAUGCGGUGGCAUGUGCGAUGUAUGUGGUGGGUUUUUGUGAAUCAAUGUUAGAUUUAUUAAAUUCCAUGGGUCUCAGCAUAAUUGACGGCAGCAUACAGGAUGUACGCAUUAUUGGCAGCAUUACAAUACUAAUUCUGUUGGUGAUUGUUGUCGUGGGCAUGGAAUGGGAAGCCAAAGCACAAAUUGGUCUAUUGAUUAUAUUGUUAAUAGCCAUAGCUGAUUUUGUAAUUGGCAGUAUUAUUGGUCCUAAAAGUGAUGAAGAGCGUGCCCAAGGUUUUCUCGGUUACAAUAUGACCUUAUUAAAGGAUAACUUUUUUGCGGAUUAUCGCAUGGAAAAGGGUGUACGUCAUGAUUUCUUUUCCGUUUUUGCCAUAUUCUUUCCCGCAGCAACUGGUAUUUUAGCUGGUGCCAACAUUUCCGGUGAUUUAAAGGAUCCACAAAAAUCCAUACCAAAAGGUACUUUAUUGGCCAUUUUAAUAACAACAAUCACAUAUUUGAUUAUGGUUGUAAUAGCUGGUGCUACCGUAGCUCGUGAUGCUACUGGCGAUGUUGCUGACAUGGUUAAUGGCUCAUUUGCCUUUUUGAAUUGUACAGGAAUUGUUUGCGAAUAUGGUCUACAAAAUUCAUUCCAAGUAAUUGAAUUAGUAUCGGGUUUCGGUCCCCUAAUCUAUGCUGGUUGUUUUGCAGCCACUUUAUCCUCAGCCCUUGCCAGUUUAGUGUCAGCACCAAAAGUUUUCCAGGCUUUAUGCAAAGAUGAACUUUAUCCAAAAAUUGUAUGGUUCGCCAAAGGUUUUGGCAAAAAUAAUGAGCCAGUUCGUGGUUACGUUUUGACAUUUAUAAUUGCUGUAGCUUUCAUCUUAAUUGGUGAACUAAAUCUCAUUGCUCCACUUAUAUCGAAUUUCUUUUUGGCAGCUUAUAUGUUGAUCAACUUUAGUACAUUCCAUGCCAGUUUAGCUAAACCCGUCGGUUGGCGUCCAACAUUUAAAUAUUACAAUAUGUGGCUAAGUCUCUUGGGCUCUAUCCUGUGUGUGGCUGUAAUGUUCUUGAUAUCAUGGGCAACAGCUUUGAUUACAUUUUCCGUUGUGUUGGCAUUGUACUUAAUUGUUGCCUAUCGGAAGCCAGACGUCAAUUGGGGCUCCACUACACAGGCACAAACGUACAAGAAUGCCUUGUUAUCUGUGCAACAAUUGAAUAAUGUUGAGGAGCAUGUUAAAAACUAUCGUCCGCAAAUAUUGGUCUUAUCCGGUUUGCCAAACACGCGACCCGUACUUGUUGACUUUGCCUACAUGCUCACUAAAAACUUAUCGCUGAUGGUGUGCGGUCACGUCUUGCGUGGUUCAAGUUCACAGCGUUAUCGUAAUUAUCUGCAAGAACGUGCCACCACUUGGUUCCGUCGUCAUCGUGUUAAAGGUUUCUAUUCCCUGGUGGAUGGUGAAGAUUUCGAAUCUGGCUCAAGAGCUCUAAUGCAGGCUGCUGGCAUUGGCAAACUGAAACCCAACAUUUUAUUAAUGGGCUACAAAGCAGAUUGGCAGACAUGUGAACAUAAGGAUUUAAAUCAAUAUUUCAAUAUCAUGCACAAGGCAUUGGACAUGUACUUAUCCGUUGCCAUAUUACGUGUACCAGAAGGUUUGGAUUGUUCCCAAAUUUUGGGAGACGAAAGCAGUGCUCAAAGAAAUAUUUUUGAUGUGCCACGCACCCUACAACCCAACGAAAGUUCUGCCGAUCUAAAUGCAGUAGAGCGUAGCGCACAAAAUGGUUUAAGUGGCAGCAUGGAUUCAUUGAGUCGCAAUGUAUCACAAGAUGCUGCUGAAAUAACAAACACUGAGAAUGAUGUUAAAUUAACAAAAGCUUCUAGUACUAGCGACUUAUCCUUUGUGACUGGCACUCAAACCAAGGAAGUAUCCGGAUUACCAGAUCCAGCUGAUCCCAAGUCACCACAAUUAUUGACAAAUUCAUUGAGAAAAUCUAAAAAUAAACAUGAUGACCCAGCUGCUUUAUAUAAAGGACCGGGUGGUGUUGAAUUAUCUAAAGACGUUUUAAAUCAAUUGACACAAUUUACUCGCAAACGCAGUCAUGCUGUUAUCGAUGUUUGGUGGUUGUAUGAUGAUGGUGGCUUAACACUGCUUUUGCCUUAUAUUAUCAGUACUAGACGUACAUGGCAAUCAUGUAAACUUAGAGUUUAUGCAUUGGCCAAUAAAAAAGCCGAAUUGGAAUUUGAACAGCGUUCCAUGGCAAGUUUAUUAUCGAAAUUCCGUAUUGAUUAUUCCGAUUUGCAGUUGAUACCGGAUAUAACAAAGAAACCACAGGAAACGUCAACACAGUUCUUUAAUGAAUUAAUUAAAGAUUUUGUGGUUAAUGAGAAAGAAACCAGCACAACUGCUAAUACAACACAAUUACAGGAAGAUGAUGUUCUUAUAAGUGAAGAUGACCUGAUGGCUGUACAGGACAAAACAAAUCGUUAUUUACGUUUACGUGAAUAUUUGCGAGAACAAUCUACUAAAUCGGAUUUAGUUGUAAUGACCUUGCCCAUGCCACGCAAGAAUAUUGUAACGGCACCUUUGUACAUGGCCUGGUUGGAAAGUUUAAGUCGUGAUAUGCCUCCCUUCUUGUUUGUGCGUGGCAACCAGACCAGUGUCUUGACAUUCUAUUCAUAAACAAGGUACCAUAGCAACGACUACUCUCAUAAUCAUCGUCAAAAUCACCAUCAAAUG